Bombus terrestris (buff-tailed bumblebee) is the source of this 1834-nucleotide messenger RNA. Its product is annotated as putative fatty acyl-CoA reductase CG5065. Gene Ontology annotation, biological process: long-chain fatty-acyl-CoA metabolic process. The record is from RefSeq and is a predicted model, not a curated record. NCBI's taxonomy places the organism in Eukaryota, Metazoa, Arthropoda, Insecta, Hymenoptera, Apidae. Gene Ontology annotation, molecular function: alcohol-forming very long-chain fatty acyl-CoA reductase (NADP+) activity. The transcript is spliced from 9 exons. Gene Ontology annotation, cellular component: peroxisome. The coding region runs from base 254 to 1768 and encodes 504 amino acids.
AUCGUUACAGUACUGUGACAGACGUAUCGGUAUCUACUAUCGUGAAAUCGCACUUUUGUUCGAUCUUUGAUAAACAACACGCAGUGGAAGUAGUAUCAGCCCCCUUUUUGGUGAAUGAUUUCACCGCGUGGAAAAAUAUUUAUUCAUUACACUGCAGCAUCGUUGACAUAACACAAUUAUUUGAUUCAUGCAUACGAAAACAUAAUUGUUAAAUUAUGUCUCUUUUUGAUUGGAAGUCUGAAGAUCUUGAAGCAUGGAUACAGUCCAUAAAGAAAGGAAUGAAAAUGCGACCAAUAAAGGGUUGAAUAAGACGAAUACUCUCGAAGAGUUCUACGCCGGUAGUGGGAUUCUUUUGACUGGGGCAACCGGAUUCGUUGGAAAAGGUCUCCUGGAAAAGCUGCUCCGCAUGUGUCCGCGCAUCACCGCCAUUUUUAUACUACUUCGUCCAAAAACGGACGAAACCAUAGAACAACGAUUUAAGAAGCUCAUAGAUGAUCCAAUUUUCGACGACAUCAAAUCAAAACACCCCUCAGCUUUGAGCAGAGUUUAUCCCAUGAAAGGUGACGUUAAUCUGCCAGAUUUAGGUCUUUCGCGAGAAGAUAGAAAUCUGUUGGUAGAGAAAGUAAACAUAGUGUUUCACGCCGCGGCGACUGUGAGAUUCAACGAACCGUUACACGUGGCUGUUAAUGUGAAUACAAAAGGUACUGCUCGUGUCAUCGACCUUUGGAAUGAACUAAAGCAUCCAAUUAGCUUCGUCCACGUUAGCACAGCUUUUAGUAAUGCGAAUCUACAUGAGAUUGGGGAGAAAAUUUAUACCACGAGCUUGAAACCUUCGGAAGUAAUAGAUAUGUGUGACAAAUUCGACAAAACGUCGAUCAACGAAAUAGAAAAAAAGAUUUUAAAAACUUAUCCAAACACAUACACAUUCAGUAAGAAUUUAGCAGAGCAAAUUGUAGCAAGCAAAUGCAAAGAUAUGCCAGUUGCGAUAGUUCGGCCAAGCAUAAUUGGUGCCUCUUUGGAAGAACCAUGUCCUGGUUGGAUAGAAAAUAUUUCUGCAUUAACAGGUAUGGCUCUGCUAGUCAGUAAAGGAUGUGUAACAGUGAUAUUGGGUAGCAAAGAUGCAAGAUUGGAUGUAGUGCCUGUCGAUUUCGUAGUCGACGCAAUAAUAUGUACUGCAUGGCAUAUUACGCUACAUCGUGAUCGUGAAGUUAAAGUUUACAACUGCACCAGCAACGCAUAUCCUUUUAAGUUUGGUCCGAUGCUGGAUGUUAUGGUAAAAUGUAGCAUAGAAACCCCACUGAACGAUACGCUAUGGUACCCAAGUUGUUCAAUCGUAGCUAAUAGAUAUAUUUACAACAUUCUGAGUGUAAUUCCGCGUGCUUUGCCUGCGGUCGUCAUAGAUAUCUUUUUAAGACUUCGAGGUAGUAAACCAAUAAUGAUGAAACUUUUCAAAAGUGGCAAUAAGCUUAUCUCAUCGUUAGCAUUUUUCACCAAACGCGAUUGGACUUUCCAAAGGGAUAACUGUUCCGACUUGGCGAGCAAGGUGAAAAUGCUACACGACAGCGAUAUGGUCAAACUAGAUUUACGAGAUAUGAAUUGGGAGAAGUAUGUUGCAAUUUACCUGAUGGGAGUUAGGAAAUUUAUUCUAAAACAAGAGUUUCAGCCAACAGCCCGACAACGAUUAUCAAGGUUGUACUGGAUAGAUCAAAUUUUGAAAAUGUUCGGUAUAAUGAUCGUACUAUGGAUAAUAUACCGUAUCGUGUACUGACUAUUUGAACCUUAUUUUUUCUGUUUAAACCAAAUACAAUAUAAAUAGAAUUUUAUGAGAAGGGAA